Messenger RNA from Acipenser ruthenus (sterlet), 1127 nucleotides. RefSeq names its product ALK and LTK ligand 2b (gene alkal2b). Gene Ontology annotation, biological process: positive regulation of ERK5 cascade; positive regulation of ERK1 and ERK2 cascade. The record is from RefSeq and is a predicted model, not a curated record. Gene Ontology annotation, molecular function: receptor tyrosine kinase binding; receptor signaling protein tyrosine kinase activator activity. The coding region runs from base 604 to 1068 and encodes 154 amino acids. Lineage: Eukaryota; Metazoa; Chordata; Actinopteri; Acipenseriformes; Acipenseridae. The transcript has 5 exons.
CAUGCUCGCGUAUAUCCAUGUCUAUACCAGGCUUUCCCGUUUAAGGAACUACAAAGUUCCUGGUAAACACACAUAUUUCGCUUCGAUACAGUGACGAAAGACCUUCAAUCCGUUCAAUUUAGAAAGGUGUGAUGAUCGGGAAAAUAAAAUGCAUUUUUCGGAGUGUUCUUAACGCGUUUCUAAUUAAAGACACGCCGGGCUAAUCCACAAGGGACAGCUUCCUUACGUCUGCAACAGAAUAAAGUGAGCGAGACCCUGCCAAAAGAUCUGAGGGAAACCAUCCACAGACAGAAAAAAAAGUUGCCAAGUGGAGUUUUAUUAUUUUUCCACCCACUUUCAAUUCGAUAAAACCAGCCUAUGCAGCCACAUGUACACAUAUAAGAACCUUCGUUUGGACUGACAUGGUGUAGAUCAAGUACUUGGAAUGAGUGUAAGGCGCUUCUGAAGAUUGAGUGCUACUUCAUCAUUUAUAAUCCGUGACCACAGUGGGAGGCAAACUUCUGAAAAAGGAAUAGAUACAUCUUGAAAGAAAACAAAAGCAAACAGGGUGAUAAGAACCGAAUCUGAGGGAAAGGCAUAUUUUAAACAUCGUUUUCGGUAGCUAUGAAAGGACUGAGGUCGCCGCUCUUGCUGGGACUGGUGUUCAUAAUGUUCACAGCUGGAUACUGCAAAGAGAGGACUGAGCACACGGACAUGAGGGACUGUAAAACCCUCUUGAACUUGAUAAUGGAAACUGUGAAUGAGUUGAAAAAGUAUAGUUCACAAGAUGUGGAAAAUAGUGUACAAUAUUUAACAAAGCAACACGAUUACACUUUUGAUCCAAAGGGAGUACAUCAUUACAAGUCUUACAGUGAAGACCAGAGAGUUGAAAUCUUUCCUAGAGAUCUUAGAACAAAAGAAAAGUUUUUGAGUCAUUUAACAGGUCCUCUUCACUUCAGUCCAAAGUGCACUAAACACUUUCACAGGAUUUAUCACAACACCAGAGACUGCACAAUACCAGCAUAUUACAAGAGGUGUGCAAGACUUCUUACAAGAUUAGCUGUGAGUCCAAUGUGCAUGGAAAGUUAGCUUAAAAAAGGUAAGCCCCACAGUUAGAAGUAAAACCAGAUAUAUUUGAAAGCUUAGCU